UGAGAAAACAAACUCUGUUUUUUUCAAUUCCCAAAUUCGAAACCCUAAUCCUCAAUUUCUCAUUGAUUGCAUACAAUUCGUGGUGAGAUGAUGAAUUCAACCGAAGAGCUGAGCUCAGAUUCAACCAACAAUGGCACCGUCGAGAUCACGUACAAAACCAUCGGCCCAGCUCGGCCGUCUCAAAUUCGAGUGGCGUCUCAUAUCAAAAUUCGUGAUUUGAGAAAUGCAAUUGCGGAAAAGGGUAAAUUUCCCGUUUCAACUUUAAGGAUGAUUCUUCGUGGAAAGGCAUUGCAAGACGAAGAAGAUGGAGAUGAUUUAUACGUUACGCUCAAGGACCAAGAUUCCUUUAUUGUUGCUGUAAUACCAAAUCCACCAGCUGGAGUUGAGUCAUUUGAUGAUGAUGAUGAUGAUGAUUUGAAGUUUAAACUCCCACCGUCAGCAAGCCGGUGGAAGAGGAAGUUAUACUACUUUCUGCGUAACAAGUUGAAGCUGCCAGAUAUCAUUCUUAUGGGACUUUUCUCUUUAAGUCUAAAGAUGUGGGUUAUUAUCACCUUGUGGUUUAUCUUGGCGCCUAUUGCACAUCGGUGGGAUCUGGGCCCUAUAUUUGUAAGUCAUCUUUAUCUUCAAUGUCUGGAUUCCUGAAAAUGCCCAACGUUUUUGCAAUGCCAUUGAAUAUGAGACAUUUUGUAUAGAGAGGUAGUGUCUCUAACAAGUCGUUUCUGUUUAAUCUCCUUUGAUGGCUUUCUUUGUUAUCACGGGGGGUUUCAGAUACUAGGGACUGGAUUUUCAAUCAUCUUGCUCAAUCUUGGUAAACGACAGCCUGGUGAUGUUAGGUAUGUACAUUUCUAAAAACACUUAGCCUCCAUUGAUCUGACUGACAUAGCAACUCAUUUUCCAGAUACCAAAUUAUAUAACACUUAUCUAAAACGUAAACAUCAUUGGUAACUUGGAGAUGUGAAAAAAAAGUCUUAGGAUUCUGGAAGCAUAAGAUUCUGCUAGUAUUCUUAUUAGCUGUAAAGUGGUAUCCUCAUGAGUAUUGUUGAGUUUUAGGCCAUGAAAUAUCUUCUCUUUUGAGUGUUAGAGCUGAAUAAGUUCGAUCUUUUUUCAUGCUUUCUUUCGCAGUGCAUAUUCCAUAUUCAACGAGGAUUUUAGAGAGCUUCCAGGUACAUAUAAUGCAGAUCGUAUAGACCGGGACAUACGAGCAGGCCAGAUGUAAUGCAUAUUUGCAUCAAAACCAUUGCUUGGUAAGAUUCACACAACAGACGAAAAAUACUUAAUACCCAAUGUGCAACCAAGAGAUCAGUUUUUUGUCCUGUCUGAUUGAGACACAACACAAAGCAUGACAGUACUUGAGACCAAAAUUCCUAUUGAUGUACAUGAUCUAGCUAGUCUUUUAAAUUCCAUGAUCAAUGGUCCGUGUUGUACUCGAAUAUUGAGAUUCCCUUAUAUUAAAGAAAUAAAGUGUGAUAAGUUUUGUCA
Messenger RNA from Arabidopsis thaliana (thale cress), 1479 nucleotides. RefSeq names its product ubiquitin family protein. The coding region runs from base 88 to 642 and encodes 184 amino acids. The record is from RefSeq and is marked reviewed. The transcript is spliced from 5 exons. NCBI's taxonomy places the organism in Eukaryota, Viridiplantae, Streptophyta, Magnoliopsida, Brassicales, Brassicaceae.